AUGCAAUGGGAGGUUGGGUUCGUGCGUAGGGGGUUUUUCUCGCCACUGCCACAGUAUCUUCUUCCUCCCUCUCCUGCUCGUCGGAGCGGAGGUCGCCCUUUGCCUCUUUUCCACUCUUCUCCUCUCACCAUAGCCACCAGCCACCGGCCUCGAUGCCUCCUCUCCUCCUCCUCCUCCUCUCUCCCGCGACUAACACUGCCGCCGGUCAUAUGUCCUCCUCGCGACGCCGCCACCGAGCCAACACGCCGACACCGCUCCUCCCCUUCUCCUCUCCACGCCACCAUCAUUCGCGGUAACACGCCGCCACCACUGUACCGACCUCGCCGCCUACAAGCGCCCCUCGCCGGAGCCACCUCAACACCACCCUCUCUCUCUCUUCUCCUUUCGCCAGAGUUGCUCAGCGCCAUUAUCCCCUCUCUCUCUCUCCUCUCCUCUCGCCGGAGCCGCCCCCGACCAGUCCCCCUUCCUCCCUCUCGGCGCACCAGCAACCUUCUCUCCUCUCCCCGGCCAACGCCGCUGGAUUCGUGCCGCUACUGGCGCUAG
Molecule: messenger RNA, 543 nt
Organism: Zingiber officinale
Lineage: Eukaryota; Viridiplantae; Streptophyta; Magnoliopsida; Zingiberales; Zingiberaceae
Product: WAS/WASL-interacting protein family member 1-like
Exons: 1
Coding region: 1-543 (180 amino acids)
Source: RefSeq, a predicted model, not a curated record